UCCUACUCUAGAAGACGCGGCCAUUUACAAGGCUUGGGGCAAAGAUGAUAACUCACCUGCAUUGAUGAUAUACAACAGACGGUUUUUACUAGUAUUUUCAGUUAUAUUCGGUUUCCGGUUUAAUCAUACUGAGCGGGAUCAGUCCGAUGCUUCCGAAGUAUACCGGCCGCUAGUCGGGAGACAUGCAGAGGACUAUUGGCGUCCAUACCGUGUUCGCUUAUGCCUCGCUCGUCCUUAUACGAAUAUUUUCAACAUCACGUUAAGAGUCUCGUCGCUAAUUCCUCUGUCAAUGAGGCAUUGUCCAGGAUUACGAGACCCAUGUUCGAUUCGCUGUGCCCCCUAUUACACAUCGACACCUGUCUCACCGCUACUAAACUACCCACAACGUGCACGCCUGUUUUCAUCGUCGGUCAUCAUCGCACAAGCCUACCGGCGGCGUCAUUAAUGGUAGAGUGGCAGAGUAGUUAGGCUUCAAGGGACCAAUGGGUUCUAGAUUAGGUCGCUAUGCGAUUCGACUUGUUGGCCGUAGACCGACCUAGGUCAAGCGAAAGGCGGGUUUCGAGGUUUAUAAGCGGCCAAUGAUGUUAUUCGUAUCGGAAAAUCAACUUCUCUCGUGUACAAUAUGAUGAUCAUAAC
Molecule: messenger RNA, 636 nt
Organism: Annulohypoxylon maeteangense
Lineage: Eukaryota; Fungi; Ascomycota; Sordariomycetes; Xylariales; Hypoxylaceae
Exons: 3
Coding region: 65-445 (126 amino acids)
Source: RefSeq, a predicted model, not a curated record